Eupeodes corollae is the source of this 2562-nucleotide messenger RNA. RefSeq lists its product as uncharacterized. The record is from RefSeq and is a predicted model, not a curated record. Lineage: Eukaryota; Metazoa; Arthropoda; Insecta; Diptera; Syrphidae. The transcript is spliced from 11 exons. Bases 73 to 2427 code for a protein of 784 amino acids.
UUUCAAAUUUCAGUUCAAAUAAUUUUAAACUUUUAAUCUUUUAUACAAUUAUAUACGAAAAUAUAAAUAAAUAUGAGUUCCCAAAAAGUAAUGCUUAAAUUUACUGAUCUUAAAAAUCUUUCAAGUGAAGAAAUUGUUGAAGCCAUCUCUUCGCACGCCGCUGUUGAAGUCACUAUGAAGAGUAUUGAGGCUUGUGAAGUUUCUGAACAGGAAAUAUACAAAACAUGGUCAACAUCUUUGUUUAAAAGUUUCGGACCUGAUGGGAUCGCAGAGGCAGAUCUUAAUAUUUUGUUAGAUUCUUUUACAAUUGUAAUUAAAGAGUUAUUAAAUGAAUGCGGAGAUUGCGAAAAUGAUGAACAAAUCGAGAGACUCAGUGAGUUCCUCAAUUAUUCCUUGGAUCUUUUUACUUGGAUUCAUUCCACAGCUAGUGACUUUGAGACCCACAAAAUCAGCAUGUUCUUAUGCUUUGGGCUCUCCUCGAUUCAUAACUACCUCACUGUUCUUUCAAAACAAACAAGUCGAACCAUAGCAAAGAAGCUGAUAGAAAAAUCUCUUCAAAUACACAGUAUCAUCUUAGGUGUCCUUGCACAGCAUCCAAAGACAUUUAUUUUCGAUGACAAUGAGUCUUCGUUGGAAAAUCUGAUGUUAAGUUUAUGUGCAGUUGGAGAGAUUGCUCCUAAAUUAGAUAUAAAAGCAGCAGUUGAAACAUGGAAAUGCAUUACCAGGCUUGCAUCACAAAAUAUCAUCCACGGUCAAAGUGAAAAGAACCCUGGUGAUGAUGUUCUUUGGCUAUCUAAGCCAAUGGCAUUUCUCAUCAAGGAAGUGGGAAAAAAUGUCCAAACUGUCUACACUCAGGAUUCUCUCAAUGAACCAAUUCAACAAAUAGAAAAAUACCUAAAAGUUACUAAUUUCUAUCUGAGGCUCCUGCAGAAGCUUGUCAAUGAUUUUCGCCAUGUUCCUUUUCCAAUUUGCGAAGAAUUCAUUAGCACCCUCGCUGUGGUUUUUAACCCUCCAGUUUACAUUGAAACCAACGCACAAAUCAGCAAAGUCAUAAUGGAUUACAUUGGCAAAGAUCUCAAGGAAUUGAUACCCCUCGCUUAUAGAAACGAUAUAUUUUUUGAACAAUUACUAAGUGAACACUCCGCAAACGUGAAUUCUUUCGAGGCGAUCCAUGAAAUUGUUUUACAAACCCUUGAAGUCAUAAUUCGAAAGAAUGAACCAAAAUAUAUAAAUAAAGAGCUUUUGCAUUCAAUGUUUAUAUACGCUUCAGAUUGUUUUAUGAAUCAAUCGAAAACGAAAUACAACCGUUUCGUAGAAGUUUUGAGCUCCUUGCAAGUCCGUUUUAACGAUGAAGAACUCCAAAAACAACUUAUCUCCACUAUUUUCCAUGACAAUACAACACAAGCGUUAACAGCUAUUGAAAUCUUAUGCACGAUAUUUGAAUUAUCAGAUCAACCAACUCGACUUUCAUCAUUAAAAUUCUGGAUUGAUAUGAAUGAACGUUUUCCUACAUUUUCUAAUGGUCUUCCAGCACUCCAUACGGAAUUACUUCUAAAGAAUUUGUACACCUCACUUUCAUCUCAAGAAAAACACGAUAUGUGGAGAAGUCUCAAUAUGCAAAUGUUAAAUCACACUAGAUUCUUACUGACGAUCGGAUUGGAAGAAUUACCUCUAAGCGCGGCGAAAGCAGCAAUCGUUAAACACUUUUUAACUGAACUUUUGCGGUUUCUUAAGGAAGAUUUAACAGUUGAUGGCUAUUAUACAAUUGUGAAGGAUUUAAAACUUUUGAAACCAAUCGAUUUUCAACAUGAUGAUCUUAUUGAAAUGCUUUUUCAAAAUCUUGAAAUUGCAUUAGAAAACAAAAAACUUUAUAAGUUAGUUGAAGGUAUUUUAGAUUUCUUCAGUCCAAAAAUAGGUUACAUCGAUGGAAAUAAACUGCAAACAAUUCUAACAACGAUAAAGUCAAAUAUUUCUUUGUUUGAUGAACUUUCGACAAGAUUGAGUUUCAUUGAAUUCCUCAAAAAUGUUUCUAAAUUAUCAAAAUUUGAAAAAAAAUCAAAAGAAUUGCUUAAAUCACUUGAAGCGCAUGAAAAAAGAAGAAUGUUUGGAUAUUUGGAGGAACACGAUAGCAGGAGAGAAGUUGAUAAAGAAAAAUGUGAUAAAUUGUGGAAGGAAUUAGUUCAAAAUCAAAGCAUGUCGUCAUCAAGAAAACCAUCACAUACUUGUCGCACUCAAGAAAAAUCUGAACUAAUGCAGGUUAGACAUAAUCCUCAUAAUCAAACCGAAAUAGAAAUUAUAUUAGAAGCUUUGGAAAAUAACACAAAUAAACUUCAAAAACAAACUUACGGCAGACGGUUAAGUUCAAGUAAUUUGGAAACAAUAAAAAGAGUUGUUCUUAAAUUAAAGGACAUUAGCCAAGUUGGUUAGCUUAAUUAAAAUUAUUAUAGAUAUGCAUAAUGCAUGAAUUCUGUAAAUUUACGUGAUUACUUCUUUUUAAGUAUGUUAAGUUUUAAGUCUGUAGAGAAUAUAUUGUAAAGAAAUGUAAUAAAAAUAAUAUUUUAU